UUCAAAAAUUUUAAAUUUUUCCAAUAUUAAUCAUGUUCAUCAUUAGAUAACGAUAAAAGUGAUCAACAAUGUUGGACAAAAUUUCCAAUAUACAGCCAUGUUUUCAUGAAAGUGAAGAUGAAUUAGCUCAUUUUGUUAGCUGUCAUCAUUCAGAUGUUCUUGGUUAUGACAGAGAUGGCAAUAGUAGUCAUAUUGAUGAUAUUGUUCAAAAACUAGAACAAAAAGAAGAAUUAUUAACCAGUUAUGAAAUUGGUACACGACGAGAAAAUUCAGAAGAUUUGGCCAAAUUUGAAGAGUUAUUCAAUGCACAACCAUCUGAAUCGGUAAAUUAUUUUGAAAAUUAUAUCGAUAUCGAUCAUAUCGAUGUGUAUUCGAUUCAAUUGCAAUUGAAAACAAUUUUGAAAGAUAAAUAUGAAAAUUAUGAAAAAAUUCUUCGUUCUUGGUUCUCUUCGGAAAUUGAUUAUCAACAAUUUGAUCGAUCGAUAAAUUUACUUUUGCCAAAGAUUUCGAUGAAAAAAAUUCAUAACGAUUAUAUGAUGGCCAUAUUUCAACGUGCCAAUAACUGUGACAAUAAUGUUAUUGAUGAAUUUUCUCAUUUUUUUGACGAUCUUAUCGAUGGUAGUGAUUUGGAGAAAAUUUAUUCCAGUGAUAAAAAUACAUUCAGUGAUAUUAUCAUUUCAAAUAAUGGUGAUGAUGUGGAUACAUCCAUUCAACAGGAACGAGAGACAAAACCAUAUGAAUCGAAUGAAACAAUAAUGGAACAACAAAAAUUACAAUCAUCUUCUAUCAACAAUGAUGAAGAUGAUGAUCUUUUGAUGGUUGUCAAGAAACGAAAACGGAAAAGAUAUGUGAAAAUAUUUGAUGAUGAUGAUAACAUUAAUAAUGAACGUUCGGAAACGGAAAAUCAUAAUAAUAAUAAUGAUAAUGAUUUAGAUAAUCAUCUUAGUGAUGAUGAUCUUAACGCUAUUACGAAGAAAAAGAAAAAACGUAAAGCUCUAUUAAUCGAAUCAAGCGAUGAAGAAGAGAAAGAUGAUAAUGAUGGUAACGAUGGAACCAUGAUAUUCUAUGAUACAGAAUCAUCAUCAAAUUCAAAUGUUAAUCUAUCACCAUCAUCUAUGAAUGAUUUACAACAAACAUUCGAUGCUAAAUCAAGUGGUCCAUUAAAGACUACAAUCACUAUUAUGAAUAAUAAUUCAUUUCAACGACAAAAUAAUGGUAGUAAUCAGCAAAAAAAUUUUUCAUUACUAAGUAAAAUAUUGAAUUCAGAAACAUCGAUUCCUCAUUUGGAACAUAGUAACUCAUCAUCAUCGAUUAGUUAUCGGAAUUUAAAUUCCACAAUUGAACCAGUUACAUAUUGUUUUAAUGAACCAUCAAAAAAUCAAUCAUCAUCAUCAUCGUCAUUUCCAUCGUCUUUUAUAAUGGGAAAUUCAAAAAUUGCUGAACUUCUUAAUUAUAAAAUGCCUGAAAAUAAUAAUGAUGAUGAUUAUCAAAAUGAAGAAAAUAAUUUCCAACAAUAUUCAUCAUCACAAUUAUCGACUAGUCCACCGCCAAAUAUAUCGACUACAUUAGAUUCAUUAUCAAAUUCGGAUGAUGCAAGUCAAAAAAGUGAUAAUAAUUAUUAUUAUUAUGAAUGGAAUGAUCCAUCAACAUUAUCAUGUAAAUCACAUCAUCAACAAUCCAAAGUGGAAUCAUUGAAUCAUCAUAAUCAAAUUGCUAAUAAAACAAUGCAUUCAUUUGAAAUAUUUGAUCCAAUGAUGGAUCAAACAUUGGAUGAUCAACAACAGAAUCAUCAUUUAAUUAAGAAUUAUGAUUCAAAUAAUGAUGUUGAUGAUGAUGAUGAUGUUAAAAAUAGACAAUCGAUGAACAACAAUGGUGAUCAAAAUACUUAUGAUCAAUUAUUGAAAGGAAUGUCAUGUGAAGAAAAAAUGAAUAAAUUGAAAACAUGUUAUCAAGAAAUUGCUCUUCCCGAUAAUGUUCGAUUAGGUCUUCGAAUUUCACAAUUGGCAACAUUGCGAGGCUUUAAAGCUGUCGAUAGAAAAGUAACACAGCUUUGUAAUGUUGCAUUGAAAAAUUUUAUCCGUAACAUUCUAACACAAUUGAUUAGUUCCCGUAAUUCAUUUUCAAUACAAAAUAAUCGAAUUAUUCAUAAUGUUGGUGGUGAACCAAUCAAUCCAUAUAUAAGAAAUUCCUAUAAAAUUGCUCAAAAAGAACCAUUCGUUAAUUCAGUGAUUGAUCGAUGUCAUCAUGAUAACAAUAAUUAUCGUUCUGUUAAUGGAGAACGAGAUGCUCAAGCUUGCUGUUUUAAUUAUAUGAAUCGUUCUAUUUCAAUGGUAUUGAAUUCAAAAUUAAAAUUAAAACGUUUUGGCCUGAAUCGUAAUGAAUUGUCAUUCAAUCAUAAAGAUCAGAUCAAAUUAUUAUCAUCAUCAAAUCACGAUCAUCAAUCAAAUGAUGAUGAUGGUGAAAAACCAAUACUUCGAUCUACUUCAGGAACAUUUUAUUUACCCGAUUUAAUCAAUAAUCAACGUGAUAACAAUAAUAGUUGUAAUCUACAUCAUUUAUAUGAUUUGCUCAAUUCAAAUCGAUCAUUGAUUCCGGUUACACCAGUAUGGUCACGUACAUUAUAUCGAACGGUUGCUGCAUUUAAUAAUCUUAUUGAUUCAACAAUUGAUGAACGAUGAUAAUGAAAAAAAAUGGACAUCUCUUUUUUUGGUCAAUUCCUUUUUCAUCAUCAUCAUCAUAUGAUUCAUGUGAAUUAAUAUAUAGUGAUUAUAAUUUGAAUUUUAUCUAUGCCCUUGUUGUAGUUCAAUGUUGAAUAUUUUUUCUUUUCUUUGAUAAU
Molecule: messenger RNA, 2836 nt
Organism: Dermatophagoides farinae (American house dust mite)
Lineage: Eukaryota; Metazoa; Arthropoda; Arachnida; Sarcoptiformes; Pyroglyphidae
Source: RefSeq, a predicted model, not a curated record